AGCAUGCGCAGACUCUCUGUUUUCCCCUCAAGACGGUAGUAGCAUGGUAGCAACUGUGUAACGUAAUUGAAUUAAAUUAGAUAGUAUUUGCUUUUUAUUUUUAUUUCUUUUUAUUGCUUCUUCUUUUUAAUCUUUGAACAGUGCUCAUUCCAAUGGAUUUAGAAACCGGGACAUACGAGCCAGGCUUUGUGGGGAUCCGGUUUUGUCAAGAAUGUAACAACAUGUUGUAUCCAAAGGAAGAUAAGGAGAAUCGGAUCUUACUUUACGCAUGCAGGAAUUGUGACUACCAGCAAGAGGCGGACAACAGUUGUAUUUAUGUCAACAAGAUUACACAUGAGGUUGAUGAAUUGACACAAAUUAUUGCUGAUGUAUCACAAGAUCCAACGUUACCAAGGACUGAAGACCAUCCCUGCCCAAAAUGUGGUCACAAGGAGGCAGUGUUCUUCCAGUCGCACAGCAUGAAAGCUGAGGAUGCUAUGAGACUAUAUUAUGUUUGCACUGCCCCUCACUGCGGACAUAGAUGGACAGAAUAGUAUGCAUGGAAACUUUGUCACACAUCUUGUGAAUAGAGUUGUUUUUUUUUAAAUUCAGUUUUUUCUUAGCAGCUGUCAUUUUCACACUGUUUUGUUAUUAAAGUAAUGAGUUGCUUCAAACUUUA
Messenger RNA from Corythoichthys intestinalis (scribbled pipefish), 658 nucleotides. RefSeq names its product RNA polymerase II subunit I (gene polr2i). The transcript has 6 exons. NCBI's taxonomy places the organism in Eukaryota, Metazoa, Chordata, Actinopteri, Syngnathiformes, Syngnathidae. The coding region runs from base 153 to 533 and encodes 126 amino acids. The record is from RefSeq and is a predicted model, not a curated record. Gene Ontology annotation, cellular component: RNA polymerase II, core complex. Gene Ontology annotation, molecular function: zinc ion binding; nucleic acid binding; DNA-directed RNA polymerase activity. Gene Ontology annotation, biological process: maintenance of transcriptional fidelity during transcription elongation by RNA polymerase II; DNA-templated transcription; transcription initiation at RNA polymerase II promoter.